Molecule: messenger RNA, 1203 nt
Organism: Pocillopora damicornis (cauliflower coral)
Lineage: Eukaryota; Metazoa; Cnidaria; Anthozoa; Scleractinia; Pocilloporidae
Product: ADP-ribosyl cyclase/cyclic ADP-ribose hydrolase
Biological process (GO): positive regulation of B cell proliferation
Cellular component (GO): plasma membrane
Molecular function (GO): NAD+ nucleosidase activity, cyclic ADP-ribose generating; phosphorus-oxygen lyase activity
Source: RefSeq, a predicted model, not a curated record
AUAUGAAACCCAUUUAGCAUGAAAUCGCAUGUGUAGUGAGAGUACAGACGGUCAGACAUUAGAAUGGCCUUGAAAUUUGUUUUAUGGAUGCUAGUGAUUUUAGCUUCGUUACAUUCAAUAUCAUCGCAUGGUUCGGCGAGGCAUUUAAAGGAAAUUGUCCUCGGUAGAUGCUGGGACUUUCAACGGCAAAAGACGUCCGAGGUCACCCCCAAGAACUGUUCGAAAUUAUGGGAAACAUUUCACAAUGCAUUCGCCUUCAAGGACCCGUGUGCAACGAAUUUCUCUGAUUAUGAACCUUUCUUUGAUGAAGUUGGAAUGGACAUUGUUAAAAGGGAUAAGAGUCUCUUUUGGUCAGGAACAUACAAAGAAGCUCACGAAUACUCGGACUUUAACUCCAGACUGACUACAUUAGAAGAUACAAUGGCAGGAUGGAUGAUGAAUGGCUUAACUUGGUGUGGUUCAAAAAAUAAAUCAUCUGAUGGUAUUAACUACGAUUCCUGUCCAAAUUGCAGUCACUUCAAAGCAUUUUGGGGCUUAGCUUCAAGAAGAUUUGCAGAGAAAGCCAGUGGAAUCUCUCAUGUCUUGGUCAACGGAUCGCGGUUAAUAAACGGGACACCAGCUGCUUACUCAAGAACGAAUUUCUUUGGAAGUAUGGAGCUUCCAAACCUUAACAAAAGCAAUGUCAUUGAGCUGAAAAUUUUAGUGGUCCAUAACAUCGGUGGUCCCGUUUUGGAGGUUUGUGGCAAUGGCUCGAUCAAAGAGAUGGAGGAGGAUGCUAACAAAAGAGGCAUAAAAACGACUUGCCUCGAUGACCCGUCGCAAAUUCAACAUCUGCUGUGCGCUGAUUUCCCAGAAUCUCGCGUGUGCCGGUUCCUUCGUAGUGCAACAAGGAGUGUAACAAAGUCCGUGAGUUGUGGGUGAGUUGACUUCAUCUGUUUUCAUUAUUUUCAGUGAGAACAUCGACAAUCAAACCUUUGAAGCGGUGGUAGACGACGCCAUCCCAUUCCAUUUAUUAAGACGAGUUUCGUUCCUCUUACUUAAGGUGUUUUCUUUCAUUCUCUAGUUUCCUCGUUCUUUUUCUUAUCACCAAGAAUAGCAGCAUAUGAUACAAAUAGCUCUAAAACAAACAAACAAACUAACAAAUGAUGACGCACUACCCUUGAAAACUUUUUCUCUAAUAAAGGAAGAGAAGAUAUAGAGGUG